Suillus bovinus is the source of this 668-nucleotide messenger RNA. RefSeq lists its product as uncharacterized. The coding region runs from base 223 to 486 and encodes 87 amino acids. The transcript is spliced from 3 exons. The record is from RefSeq and is a predicted model, not a curated record. NCBI's taxonomy places the organism in Eukaryota, Fungi, Basidiomycota, Agaricomycetes, Boletales, Suillaceae.
GUCGUGGAAUAGCAUGCAUCCUCCUACAUAUGUCCUCCCCGCUGUGUGGCGGCCACGAUUUCAAGUUAAGUUCAACUUCAUUUCCGAUCCGUCCUGCCGCGAACGAAUACGCAACUACUAACUCUGCCAGCAAAUUUUGACUGCGUGAAAUGUAAAUCCGAUCCAAGUCUUGAGCAUCUGGUGUCUUUAUCUUGAUGCAAAGUCUAAACUGAUGGAGCUUAGAUGACGUGGAAUUGUGUUCUAGUGUCCAUCUAUUCUGUGGUCGCUAUUAUUUCAAGUUGGGUGCACCUUCAUCUCCGAGGCAUCCCUCUAUCAAAGAAUCUAGGUGAAUACGCAACAGUCUGCCAAAUUCUGCGUAAAUUCCUAGACCAGACUCAGAUUCGGGCACCUCUAAGCAGCCAAUUGCUUCUGAUGUCCCGCUUGUCAGGGAAAACUAUGUUGGCAUUUUCGGCCUUACUCAGGCUUUUCUUUUCACGACGUGUCUAAUACACCGGUCAUAUAGUGGGGUUAUAUAUCCCCAUACGGGGUACGGGUUUCGCCUUCAGUCUUACUUCUAUCCCACAGCCGUGUUUUCAAGCCGACUCUUCGCAUGCUUAUUGACAAUUUUCACCCACAAAUUACAAUCGAAACUUGCAGUAUAUUGCGUGUGCACACUCUGAAGUUCCCAC